CUGCACCACAGGAGCUGGCGAACCGGCUGUCGACGACCCGACCUGCGCCGCUCAGCAUGGUGGAACGCCGCCGGAGAGCAGCAUCCGCCACCCUGGCCGUGCUGCUCCUACUCUGUGACGUCAUCGGAUACACCUUGGCGAGAGAGUGUAACAAAGUGGGAUGCUGUUAUGACGACGAUCGCACCCAUCUGACCUGCAGCUUCAGUGUCCCUGAGAUUAACAUACUACUGAGAGGGGCACCGAACUUGGAAGAAGCUAGAAUUCUACGAGGUCGAAGCGUUUGGUUAAAACGCGACGCAGUGUCCUCCAAUCACAACCUACGCAGAAUGCUUUUCUCCGACAUCGAAAGGCUAGUUUUGGAGGAGAGCACCGAGGUGCAAGUAGAAGCCGACAGAAACGUCUCGCUUACAGUGAAGGACGUUGGUGAACUGCAAAUAAGAAAGUCGGCCUUCCUCGGCUGGCACAGCAAGCUGGCGACCCUGUCCGUCACAAACGCAGACAGCGUGUACGUCGAGACUGACGCCCUGCCGUUCGACUCGAUGUUCCACCGUGUGCAGUUCUCCAACGUCAGCACCCUGACACUGGAGACGGGCGCGAUCGGCGGCAUGAUCAGCUCCCUGCAGCUCGAGAACGUCCGCUCUCUACGGCUGAGCCCCGGAGCCAUCAGCGGCAAACUCGGAACCCUGAGCCUCCGGAAUGUCGAGACCGACUCAUGUCCCCCGCACGCGUUCGGAGGGUCCACAGACAGCGUCUUACUCCGCUCCGUGACAAUUUCGAGUGUGGAAUCGCGCUGUCUGGACGCCAGUGCGGGCUGGAAACGGCUCGCCAUGGACGACUGCACCUUGGACCAACUGUCGCCGCGCAGCAUUCACGGCACCAUCGGAAACAUCACCGUCUCCCACUGCCGGAUCGCCAGCGCCAGCCCGGCAGCCGUCAGCGUGAACGCCACCCUGCUGCACGUCUCCAGCACCUCCGUCGGCGAGCUGAGCUCGUGGGCGCUGCAGGUGGCGUCCGCAGACUCGGUGUCGCUCCACCGGCUGAGGGUCGGCUUCCUGCGCCGCGAUGCGCUGAGGGGCCUGCAGCUGGCCGACUCGGACGGCGGCCUCUCGUUGGACGGUCUGAGUGUGGAGCGCGCGGAGCCGGGUGCCCUGAGGCUCUCCGCUGCUGCACCGGUCGCGCUGACCGACCUCCAGCUGACUGGCGGCUGUGCCUGCAGCACCCCCAGCUGGGCGCGUCAGCUCCUGUUGGGCGCCUCCAAUGGCGCAAGGAACGCCUCUGGCUUCCGAGGAACCGUGAGCACAAUCACGGAGGAGCAGGACGCAUUACUACGACAAAUCGAGGCCGGAAACUGUACCGUCGAAGGCAUUUCGCUGGGCGAGUUCGCCGCUCAGCACUGCGGUACACCGGCCGGCGCCGGCGGUCUGGGAGGUCAGUCAGACGACCACACCCCUCUGGCGCCCGGCUGGUCGUACCUGGGCGUGGCGGCCCUGGCGAGUCUCCUACUGGCGCUAACCGUGCUUCUAAUCAUCAUCACCGUCCGGUGUUGCCGCCGUCUGCCGAAGAGGCGCUCCGACCGGCCGUGGCGACCCGAGCCGGCCGGCGCCGACUGCGUCGGUCAGCACUCGGCAGGCGGGAAGGCAGCGCCCGGCAGCCCGGGCGCCUACUGCCGACUGGUGAUUCCCGGCGACACCGAGCACUCGCAGGCGAUCUACUCGGAGGUGGCCGACCCUCCGAUGGCCGCCCGUCCGUCGGAGUCGGCGUACGCCAACUCGCCGGAGGCGCGCGCCUGCACCUGUCCGCCGACCGCGCCGUACGCCGUCUCGGCCGACACGGCCGGCUGCAGCUGCCAGCCGGAUCGUCUGAGAGACGCCGAGCACACGUAUGCAAACAUGCCCGGCGCCGGCAGAGUUGACGCCUCGGCCGCUGACGCACGCGCCGAUCAGGAUGCUGCGCAGCCACCGCUCCGCCACGACUCUCAGGAAGAGGCGGCCGCCGCGGAGGAGCGCGGGCCUGUCCUCGCAGCGACAGCGGUCGUUCAAUGUCCUGAAGCCGAUGACCUACCAGAGUACGCCGAGAUCGCGCCGGUGCCCCCGCUCGGCGAGCCGGUUUCAGCGGACCCACCCGCCGACAUGGUCAGGAACGAGCUCUACGUAUCGGCCGUGUGAUGGGGCAAGCGAGGUUGACCAUGGACUUGAGAUGCUUGGUCGUAAAGGUACGCGAUUGUGAAAAUACGCUUUUUUAACCCGCGCACCGACGGGGGUCUGCGCCAACUUCGCACCGACGGGGGGGGGGGGCGGAUGACCGCCCCCCCCCCCUGAGAUCUCGAGAACGAAGCAAGAUAGCGACAAGCGGUAAACGGCAUCGGAUACGCACGGUCAAGAUCUACAAUUUUUACUAAGGUCAUUUUCAGGUCAGGUCAAAGAUGACGUCACAGGGGUCGAAAAAGUCAAAAUGGCGGCGCUAGAUAUGGAGAGAGUUUUUCUCGAAUAACUUUCGAAUUAGUCAAGAUAAGAACAAGCUAAGGGCAUCAUCGUGAUCCUCUUGUCAAUCCGCAUCGAAUGAUAUAUAUGUUGACCUCGAAAAGUCAAGGUCAAAGGUUGACCUCAGGUCACGUGACCUCGAGGUCAUCAUGUAUAUCAUUCGAUGCGUCUUGACGAGCUGAACACAAUGAGACCAUCCACGCGGCUGUAUCUUGUUCCUGUACGGAGUUAUUGGCCAAAAACCUUUGGUGACCUUUGAUGACGUCACAUGACCUCACAGCUGCCCAACAGCAAAACAGACCUCAAGGUAGUGAAGGUUGAUCGUAUUAUGAAGUCAUGUAUGGUAUAUGGGGCCAUUCCGACCCGUUUUAGUGGUAAAAAUAGGGAGUUGAUUUUCCCCCAUUGACUUAUAAUGGGGAGGUCGCAAAAUUGACGUGACCUUAGGUCACCGAUAUCAAAAUUCCGAGAUAUACAGUAGCUACUAAUGAACUUAUCACAUCCUGCGACGUUCAAAGGCCUCCGACAUCUACUGUAGCUCUGGCACGGUGACAAAGUUGCAAAAAAGUGACUUGAGGUUGGGUCAUUCAAAGUGACCUGGUGACCUGACCUUAAAAGGUAGGAGGUUCAAACUUGCACACCAUGUGUAAAAUUGAUGAGGGAAUAGUCGUACCAAAUCCGGUUUUCCCGCUAUUCGCAAGAAACCUCAGGGGGGCGGAUAUCCGCCCCCCCGUCGGUGCGCGGGUUAAGGCGCGAUAUUGUGAUAAUGGCUCGUAGACUGGACAGAAGAGUCCUUGAGUUGUAUGGAGCUGAAAUGUUGAGGCAUGCCGUGAUGGAAAUACAUAGGUACUCUGUAAUAAUACAGGUUAGAUUCAUAAAUAUGGAGAUAAAGAUAGACCAGUAAAACGUCUUUUGACCGAAGACGAGCGAGCGAGAGAAUGAGCCCUGCACGCGCGGAAGGGCGAGAGGGUACUGAUCCUGCUUCCAACUGGCUUGUGCACUGCACCCUACCAACCGGUCUCUAGCCGCUCACCAAAUUUGAGCGCAGUCGUCACAGCCGUUCUCGAGAUCUGGAAACGCCCCCUGCACGUGCGCACGUAUAGCACCCUUCGUAACCCAUGGGAAUGCAGUGCCUGGUGGGUGCCUUAUACGAGGGGGUAUCGAAAAGUUCUGAUCAUCAGAUAGAAGGUAUAGACCGAUUUUGAUGAUUUUUGGUUGGUAUUAUAUUUGGUUCUUAAGAACAAUGCUCCCGCAAAGAGAAUCCUGAGAAGUGGUUUUAUCUUAUGUAGGAGAGACUUAGAAGUAAAAAAGAUGAGUAUUGGGCCCAUUGAGGACCGAACCAUCAUACAACUAAUGCAUUUGAAACGGUAUCACACUGAGAAAAUACAUCAAGAACGUGAAAUUAGUUUAUGGCGAGGAUAGCCCAUCUCAUGCACUUACCGUAAAUGAAGAAAUAAUUUUCAACUUGGUUGCAUGACCCUUGCAGGGGAGUCAAGAAGUGAGUGACUACCAGUGACUGACAAGGUGACGACUGUGAAGGAAGUGGAGGACCUCAUCCUUACAGAUCGUCGUGUGACCUUUCAGAUGAUUGUGCAACAGAAAGGUCUCAAUGCUGGCAGUGCCUGAAAAUAUUAUCAGCGAAGAACUACAGACGAUAAAGGAGUCAGCCCGCUUAGAAGUUCGUGUGUCUUCUUUGUUCAAGAGAAAAAUGCGUCUUGGCCUUCCGAAAUGAAAACUAGGCCUUUUUUAGGAAAUUGAAGACAUCUUCGAUCAUUUGAUGACUUGUGACGAAUGCUGGGUCUAUGUGUAUGAUCCAGAGACAAAAAGAUGAUCAAGAAGUUUAAGCACGGCACAUCUGUCCUUCUUAAAAGGCGAAGAUGCAGAAGCCGAUAUGGAAGGGCAAUGCUAUCAGUGUUCUGGAUCUGGCGUAGGAUAGUCAUUACCGACUGUCUUGAUGAUGGUCGGAUAAUGAUAAGCAAGCACUAAUGCACAGUUUUUAAGAAGUUGCGAGAUGGCCUCUAGCAAAAUCGCCGCAAAAAAGCCCAAGAAAGAUGUUUUAUCCGCACCGACAGCGCCCCCGCCAAUUCGUCCUGAGCUGCGAUUGAAAAAACAACAUGAUGUGGACAUUAAAUCCUACCGCAUCUAACAAAUGCACCUGACCAGGUAUUAACUGACUCUUGAUUGUUACGGGAGAUGAAGAAUCCACACUAUGGCCGGUGUUUUAUGGACAGAAAUGACGUCAUUGAUGAGGUGGAGCAGUGAUUUACGGGACAGUGCGAAGGUCCUACAAUGACCGCCUCAGGCAGCUGAAGAAACGAUGCAAUAAGUUUGCGGUCGUGUGUGGUGACUUGUAAAGGAGUAAUGAACAUCAUGUAAAAAAAAAUCAGAUUUCUAUCACAUCUAAUUCAUGGUGAUGAUCAGAACUUUUCGAUACCCCCUCGUACAUACAUGUCAAGUUUAGGCGAAAUCGCGCCAGUGAUUUCCGAGUUAUUGUAAUGGGAUCAAAUUUGACACCUCUUUUCUUUGCAUUUUGCACGUGCACUGGGGGUGACCGACAAGCAUCGAGCGUGUCCGAUGUUUAACAGAAGGGACGCAGCCCUACAAAAAACCGCAAGUCAAUCGCCCCAGCGGUUGCCGAGAUAUAGGCUUCUCAAUAUCGCUACUUCAGCAGAACAACUUGAACAUCCUUUGCUUUCCACGUGCCACAUGCCACGACGUCACCUAGACACAUCAAGAAAAGUCAAAUACGGAGUGCAAGGGAUGUGGCUACCCAACAAAAAGACCGCAGGUCAAUCUGCCCAGCGGUCGCUGAGUUACAGGCCUCUCAAAAGCGUUACAGGCCAAGUCGGGUCGGGUCGGGCCGGGUCAGGCCGCUCAUACUGAGAUUCGCCCGUUAUAUUGAAAAAGACUCGCUUCGCGCUCGCUCAUAUUUAAUGCCAUGAUGAAAGGUAUAUUGUGAAAUGUGGUUAUGUUGUAUAAUAUACAUAGGUACCUACAAACAUGCAUUGCGCUUGUGUGUAGGCGUAUACGAAUAAAAUGUAUGUACACAUAUAUAUUGUGUUACACCAUAGAUGUUACACAUAACUAUGUCAACUGUAAAGGCUGUGGGGAUGUAAUGAGAAUACAGGCAAGUGGUUUU
Molecule: messenger RNA, 5616 nt
Organism: Amphibalanus amphitrite
Lineage: Eukaryota; Metazoa; Arthropoda; Thecostraca; Balanomorpha; Balanidae
Exons: 3
Coding region: 57-2165 (702 amino acids)
Source: RefSeq, a predicted model, not a curated record